This is a messenger RNA of Xiphophorus couchianus (Monterrey platyfish), 1812 nucleotides long. Its product is annotated as olfactomedin-like. The record is from RefSeq and is a predicted model, not a curated record. The transcript has 5 exons. Bases 118 to 1506 code for a protein of 462 amino acids. Lineage: Eukaryota; Metazoa; Chordata; Actinopteri; Cyprinodontiformes; Poeciliidae. Gene Ontology annotation, biological process: signal transduction.
GGAUGUGAAAGCUUUCUGUGGUGACAGAUUUGUGAAUCAUCAGAGGGUUUGGUCGUAGUAUUUCAGUGAAGGGAGAGAAAGGGGAGAUACUUGGCAUUAAGGUGUCCUGCCGUGAAGAUGCUGCCAUUUCUCCUUCUUCUGCUAACAUCCCUAAAAGGUGGAGAUGCCCAAAGUGUGCUCGGCCUGAGUAAAGACGGCUCCUGUCAUUGUGAGGUGAACUCCACCAUGUGGUCCUUCCCGGUGCUAAAGUACGAAGCUGUGCUGCUGCAGGUUAAAACCUGUGAGGGAUCUCUGAGCAGUCUGCAGGAACAGGUGUUGCUCUCCACCACUCGUCUUCCUCAGAUUCAGGCUCAAGUUGAAAAUGUGACAGCCCGUCUUCAGCCCUUUCAGUACCUUCGCCACCAGGGCCUGUACACCGCACUGUCUCUGCGCCUGCUGGGUCAAGAACUCAGCCAGCUAGAGAUCGGACUCAGUGCAGUCCACACCCAGCUGAACAACACGCAGACUCAGAAACUUUCCACAGAGGUGGGUAAACUGCGUAAAGAUGUAGAAAAGAUGCAAGUCUCAGACACUAUUAAUCUAAAGACCGUGAAAGAAAAUCUCCGCUACCUGAAGAACAGCGUGGAGUCCUGCAAGACAAUUCCCAAAGACUUUAAAGGCCAGCACAGGUACUGCAUGAAGGGUCUAAUUACCAACAUCAGUGAACCUGUCACAACCAGUACCAGUCCCUAUGGUAAGAGCUACAUCUCUGGAUCAUGGGGCAGACAGGCAAAGAUGGACGCAGAGGGAGAGAAGGACAGCUACUGGGUUCAAACUCUGCUCAACAGCCACGUCUAUGGUAACACCCUCCGUGUUUACCAAACCUAUGAAGACUUCAUGGCAUCUGUCAACCAUAAGGACUACACCCUUGCCCCAUCCUACAAUCAUGCUGAUGCCGUCGAGGGUCCAAGCGGUGUCCUGUACGGUGAAGCUCUGUACUAUCACUGCUACGGCUCUGCCGACGUCUGCCGCUAUGACCUGAAGACCAAGUCUGUCAAGCGGGCGACCCUUCCAGGUACUGGUGUUGGGAUCAAAAACAAGUUUCCAUAUUGUUACUAUGACUGCCGCCCGCAUAGCGAUGUGGAUGUGGAGGCCGAUGAAACCGGGCUGUGGGUGAUCUACACCACUCUCAGCAACCAUGGUAAUCUGGUAGUGAGCAGGUUAGUUUGGGAUGGCGAAGCUCAGACCCUCACCGUGACACAGACCUGGGAGACGAGGCUUUUCAAGAAGGCGGUAAGCAAUGCUUUCAUGGUGUGUGGUGUGAUGUACGCCACUCGCUAUGUGAACGAUUACAGAGAGGAAGUAUUCUACGCGUUUGACACAGCUACUGGUAAAGAGGACAACUCUCUUGCUCUGCCCCUGGAGAAGGUAGCCAAAGGAGUGGCUAGUCUUGGCUACAACCCCAUCAAACGGCAGAUCUACAUGUACAAUGAUGGAUAUCUUCUGGCCUAUCAAACCUACUUUUGAUUUCAUUGAAUCAUUUUAUUUUUGAGCUAAACUGAUUCAAUACAACACAAAUAUUACUCAAAAACGAUGCUUAAUGAGCAAAAGUGUUGGCUAAACAACAACAAUGGCCAAUCAAAGAUGUUAGCAAGUGUUGACUUAUCAUCAAUGUUGGCUUUGCCAUUUCAAAAACGUUGUAUAAUUAAUGAUGGUCGAUCUGUAAUGUGUAAUGUUUGUUAAUCCUGCAAUACUAUCUGAAUAAAGAUGUUAUCUAGCAAAUUUUUACCAAACAAUAUUGUCAGAGUUUAUAUAAAUAAAGGAUAAGUCUUG